Alosa sapidissima (American shad) is the source of this 2999-nucleotide messenger RNA. It is a transcript of the gene pbxip1b, whose product is annotated as pre-B-cell leukemia homeobox interacting protein 1b. The record is from RefSeq and is a predicted model, not a curated record. Lineage: Eukaryota; Metazoa; Chordata; Actinopteri; Clupeiformes; Clupeidae. The coding region runs from base 129 to 2837 and encodes 902 amino acids. The transcript is spliced from 10 exons.
GUGUUAGUAGUGAACGCCCCCGCUCCUGAAGUUGUGAGUCUCAAUCAUCAGACGGAAGAGGACAUCUAAGUACGAAUUUUGGAUAGCCACAAGAUAUUUCGUUCCUGGGGCAGGGCCACCAGAGCGCAAUGUCUGACAACAGCAAUAGUGCCAAUGGCAACAACUGGACCAUCAUACCACCAGAGGCACCUGUUGCUGAGAAUGUCGGUCCAGUUCUAGAGGACUCCCGUUGCCAUGGAGACAUGAGCAGCUCUGUGGACCCAGAUCCUCCCCCAGGGGUGCAGAUUGAGUCGGCCCACCCCCCCUUGCAGCAGAUGGGACCAGAACCCUCGUCAGAGGCCCAGGCGCAGCCACUGCUCUCGUCAAGAGCAGAAGCGCUACACGGGCAGAGUGGAACCAACCAGCCUGUCGAGCAAGAACCGGUAAGUGAAGGACUGUCCCUGGAUGGCCUUGAUGACCACACUCAGAAUGACGACUCCACCCCCAGUGUGGUUCCUCUGAGCUCAGUCGCAGAGGGCGAUGAGUCCACGGGCCUCGAUGAGCACAGUGUGCACGAUGGCUACGCAGAGGGCCACACCCACUCCAGCACCGAGACGGAUCUCUUCUCUGAUUCGUACACGCAUAUAAGCUCCACCCCUGAUGCCAUACACACUGUAGAGAAGGAGGAGGAGCUUCAAGAGAAAGAGGAGGGGCUUGACCAGGGGAGAAAAGGCACUGAUGAAGUAAUACUGUCAGACAGCCCGCAGGAGUCGGUGGCGGCGUCGGCAGAGGGAGAGAGCGAGGGAGACGGCCUGAGGAGGAGGAGGAAGGUGUCCCUGCUGGGCUCCCUGGACGGAGAGAGGGAGGAGGAGGAGGAGGAGGAGGAGGAGGAGUACCGGCCGCCCCCAGCUAGGGAGGAGGAGGCGGGCCUGUCUCUGAACAAGUGCAUCCUGGGAGCUCUGCUGCUGCUGGGCUUGGGGACCAUCUUCUUCUCUGGUGUGUUUAUGGACCUGGAUGAGGAAACAGAUGAUGUGAAGGAGUUGAAAGAUCGAGAUCUCGCUCAGGAAUGGUUGAAGAGCGAAGGACGUCCAGACGCUUAUGCUGGAGUGAAGCACCCCGGACUGGUGGACAAAGAAAAUGAACAGAUCGCAGUACUACAGGCCCAGUUGCAGCAGGCCCAGAAGGAGCAGCUCACGUCUGCCCAGCAGCUGCUGCAGGAGGGGGUCAAGGAGCAGGAGAGGUGGGAGCACCUGGAGGAGGAGAACCUGAAGAUGAAGGGGGAGUUGGAGUCACUGCCUGCCCGACAGAAGGAGCUGGAGCAGGAGAACGAGAGGAUGAGGAAGGAGCAGGAGAAGUCCAGGAGGGAGCUGGACGCUCUCAAGGCCAAGAUGGGAGCAGUGCCCUCUGCUGGUCAACCCACAGAACAGCAGAGCAGCCAAGAUCCACAGCAAAAGGGGGGGGGGGAAGAUGCAAAGGAUAAGAAAAAACCUCCGAAGUUGGAGAAAGAGAAAGUUGAAAAAGAGCAGAAGAAAGAAUGGAAGAAGAAGGAGAAGAAGGAGGAAAAAGAGGGGAAGAAAGACAAAGGUGCCAAGAAAGAAGGUGGAGAGAGGAAAGAGGGGAAGGAGAAGAAACAACAUGGAACGAAGGAGAAAAGGGGUGCAGAGGAAGGCAAGGAAUGGAAAGACAGAGGAGCAAAGGAGAAGAAAGAGGAGAAAGAUUGGAAGAAGAAAGAGAAGAAGCUUUGGGCAGAGGAGGGCAAGGCUGAAAAGAAGGAGAGGAAAGAGUGGAAGGAGGACAAGAAGUGGAAGAAGGACAAAAGCAUGGAUGGACACAGGGAAGUAGAGAGGAAGGAAUGGAGAGAAUUGGAGGAGAAAAGAGAGAAAAGGGGAGGAAAAGAUGGAGAGAAGAAGCACAGAGAGGAAGAUGGAGCAGGGAAGAAGGAUAAGAAAAGGAAAGGUGAUGAAAUGAGCGAUGGAAAAGUGAAGAAGGAGAAGAAAGAAUGGAAAGACCGAGAGGAACGGAGUGAAGAGUCGGACUGGAGGAAAAGGAAAGAAGACGGCAAGAAAAAGAGCAUGGAAUGGAGAGAGAGGACGGAGGAGAGGAAACACUCUGGUGGCAAAGCCAAGGAGCGGUCUAAUGAGGAAGAGGAAGAGGAAGAGGAAGUGCGUGGGAAAGGGAAGGAGCAUGGAAGAGCUCACAAGUGGAAAAAGCCCAGAGAUGACCAUCACACCAGAAAUGACCGUCACAAAGAACAGGGCAGAGCCGCAAAACACCACAAAGACGACAAGAAAGACAAUCGCGGCCAGAUCACGGACGACAAGACGUCUUCCCAUCUUCACGAUGACGACGACGAUGAGCACGAUGAUGACGGCGACGCCAGUCAUCUCCGCGGCGACUACUGGAGCCAGCAGCGACAGAAGCUGCAUCACUCCCGCGGGCCUCCGGCCGAGUGCUCGGACGCUGCCGCCUGCGCCCGCGCCCAGGGCCUCGUCCCCGUCUCCCUGGCCGACUUCGAGGCCUUGCUUCUGGCCUACCUGGACCGCCUGGACGUCGGCGCUGCCUCCUCCUCCGAGGACCAGGCCUCCAGGAGACAGAAGCUCGGCGCACUGGUGAGGGAGUUCUUCGCGGCCGACGGACUCUUCGUCCACGACCGGACACCCUUCGGCGAGUUUGUGGAGGACGUGUCGGACAUUCUGGAGGACAUGGCAGAGGAGGGGGAGAACCAGGAGAUGGAGGAGGAGAUGGAGGGCUUCGAGAAGGAGGCGCUGGAGAGGUUUGCCAUGCAGGAGGAGGGAGGGAAGGGUGGCGCGGACAGAGGAGAGGAGUCCAAGAGAAGGAGUGGCAGAGUAAAGGGCUGAUUGAGAUAUCAACUGCCUACGUUGAUAGAGAUUUAAGAAUUUCUAGAAAGAAGAGAGGGAAAGAUGUCAUGUCAUGUAGUGUCAUGUUGUGCGAGCGAUAUGGUUGGGUUGGGUUGGGUUUUCUGAUUUGAUUCUCAUCAGAGCUCCCUGGUUCGAAAGGGG